Pyrus x bretschneideri (Chinese white pear) is the source of this 761-nucleotide messenger RNA. RefSeq names its product calcium-binding protein PBP1-like. Bases 244 to 615 code for a protein of 123 amino acids. The record is from RefSeq and is a predicted model, not a curated record. Gene Ontology annotation, molecular function: calcium ion binding. The transcript has a single exon. Lineage: Eukaryota; Viridiplantae; Streptophyta; Magnoliopsida; Rosales; Rosaceae.
UUAAUCCACUGUUCCAUUUCCGUCAUCCGAAGGGAGACCACAACCCUCCUCUUUCCAAGAACCCCGUUGCAGUUUCCGCCCCCCUUCCCUUUUCUUUUCUUCCAUAAUAUAAAUCCUCCACACCCCUUCCAUAUUUUCCUCACACAACCAGAAGCCAACAUCUAAUUUCUCUCCAAAACCCAAUACAUAUAUCAGAGAAAGAGAUUAUCAUUUUUAAUCCCACAAGAUCAUCAAUCAUCACCUAUGGCAGGAGUUGGAAAGAGGGCUGCUGACGAUUUCGAAGACCUGCUGCCGCAGAUGGCGGAUAAGCUCGGCGGCGAGGGGCUGAUAAGAGAGCUGUGCAACGGGUUUCAGCUGCUGAUGGACAAGGACAAAGGGGUCAUUACGCUGGACAGCUUGAGGAGGAAUUCUGCCUUGCUGGGUCUGCAGAACUUGAGAGAAGACGAGCUUGUGAGCAUGGUGAGGGAAGGUGACAUGGAUGGUGAUGGCGCUCUGAACCAGAUGGAGUUUUGCGUUUUGAUGUUCAGACUGAGUCCUGAGCUGAUGGAAGAGUCUUGGAUUUGGCUUGAGCAAGCCAUGCAAGAGGAGAUUAGCGAUAAAAAUAAGAGACCCUAAUUUCUUGAUCCUUUGUUUUGAUUUGUAAGUAGAAUAUUAUUGGUUAGUGAAUUUGAUCAAGGAAGAGUUUUACUUUUCCUUGGGUUAUAUGCAUGGUUUUUUUUUUUUUUGGUCAAUAUAUGCAUGGUUAUUUCUUCGUGGUUUUA